AUGGGUGAAGGACGCUCUGCCGCCGACUGGGAGAUCGACGUGGAGAGCGUGGAGAAGGAGGCGGACGAGGCCGUCGUCGCACCGCGCAGGAGCGCUGAGGAGGAAGAGGAGGAAAGCGAGGAGGCGGCGGCGGCCCCACGGCGGGGCGAGCCAAGGAAGCUGAGCCGCACGCCGAAGUGCGCCCGGUGCCGCAACCACGGCGUGGUGUCAUGCCUGAAGGGACACAAGCGGUUCUGCCGCUGGCGCGAUUGCCAGUGUGCCAACUGCCUGCUGGUGGUGGAGCGGCAGCGCGUCAUGGCCGCCCAGGUGGCGCUCCGACGGCAGCAGGCCACCGAGGACAAGAAGGGGCUGGCGGGCAAGCAGGCGAGCCUGGAGCGCAAAGCCGUCUACCAGAGGCACAUCCGAACACCUAGCCUCCUGGCCAAGAGCAUCCUCGAAGGUUACCGUCCUAUUCCAACAGACCCUUACCUGGGAGGGAAUUCACCCUUGCCACCUCCUGUAAGUGACAGGAUGAGAAAGAGACGAGCUUUUGCUGAUAAAGAGCUGGAGAACAUUAUGCUAGAGAGAGAGUAUAAAGAGAGAGAGAUGAUGGAAGCUACACAAGCAGCUGCCUUUUUUCUCCCUAACCGCAUGAUGCAGGGAGCUGAAUACAAUUCGUAUAAAACAGCCUUCAACACUACUCAAGCUGAUGCAUCAAACAAGGAGUUUUGCAACUUUUUACCAACCUGCCUUGAUCUAGCCAUGCAAUAUUCAGGAUCCAGCAACAUGGAACUAAUUUCUUCAAAUGUCAGUGUAGCUACUACGUACAGGCAGUAUCCCCUGUCUUCUAGAUUCUUAGUGUGGCCAAAAUGUGGCCCCAUUAGUGAUGCUCUCCUCUACCAGCAAUGCCUGUUAAACACUACUACUGUCCAAGCUCUCAAACCUGGGUCAGGUUGGGAUACCAAGGUCUCACAAAGUCAGGACUGUCCAAACAGUGGGGGCAACAUCAUGUCUCCAAAACUGGAAAAUUCAUUUGUUCUGACCCCCACACAAAACAUUCAGCAGUCAUGUAAUGAGAUACCGUGCCUUCCUCAGGAAGCCCGUGAAAGGUCAGCUUUCUCUCCUCCAAAAAGAACUUUCUAUCAGAUUUCUGAUAAGGAUUCUCUGACUCCUCAGGAACAGGUAUUAAGCAAGAUCAGCAAAGAUAGUACCAAACCCCCUCCACCACUCAAAUACAGUCGAUUUCAACCACUGUUCCAGCAAACACUUCCUGACAGAUCAGGAGCAGAGUUGAGAACACCAUUUGUGAAAGAGACUUUUGAAGAUGCUCCUAAGAAAUACGGAGAGUGUUCAAUUAAAGAUAGCCAAAAAUACAAGUUAACAGUAGACAAAUGUGCAAAAGACUUAUUUGGGGCCAAAGAGGCCACAACAAAACUUCCAUCAACUGAGCCACUGUCAUUUUCAGUUGAAUCAAUUCUUAAACGACCCUCUUCUGGCAGUUGCUAA
Indicator indicator is the source of this 1485-nucleotide messenger RNA. It is a transcript of the gene DMRT2, whose product is annotated as doublesex and mab-3 related transcription factor 2. The record is from RefSeq and is a predicted model, not a curated record. Gene Ontology annotation, biological process: sex differentiation; regulation of transcription by RNA polymerase II. Gene Ontology annotation, molecular function: RNA polymerase II cis-regulatory region sequence-specific DNA binding; DNA-binding transcription factor activity, RNA polymerase II-specific. The transcript has 3 exons. Gene Ontology annotation, cellular component: nucleus. Bases 1 to 1485 code for a protein of 494 amino acids. Lineage: Eukaryota; Metazoa; Chordata; Aves; Piciformes; Indicatoridae.